AUGCAAGCGUCGUCAGACUCCGCGGGGCCGCAGAUGCCGAGCAGCUCCUCCUUUAGCGGGUGUGCGUCGGUGGCUGGAGAAGCGGCGGCGCUGGAGCAGCUGCGCCACGCGCACUCCGCGAUGCAGCAGUACGUGGCAGCCGAGAUGGACGCCUACGCCGAGGACUGGAAGCUGCUGGGAAAGUGCAACGCGGCGCUGGGGGAGCGUUGCCAGGAGGUUUGGGCCUCGACGAAGGAUGCCGUGCGAGAGCUGGAAACGACGGCGGAGGCGAUCGAGCGGCUACUUCCUCCGCUUUCCGAGAUCGACACUAUUGAGGCGCAGCUAGCCACUCUAACGGAAGCGGUGAGCAGAAUCGACGAAUACAGCAAAAAUCUAGCAGAUCAUUUUGGCUGCACAUGA
Trypanosoma conorhini is the source of this 399-nucleotide messenger RNA. RefSeq lists its product as uncharacterized. Gene Ontology annotation, molecular function: gamma-tubulin binding. Gene Ontology annotation, cellular component: BLOC-1 complex; BORC complex; gamma-tubulin complex. Gene Ontology annotation, biological process: lysosome localization; endosomal transport. Lineage: Eukaryota; Euglenozoa; Kinetoplastea; Trypanosomatida; Trypanosomatidae. Bases 1 to 399 code for a protein of 132 amino acids. The record is from RefSeq and is a predicted model, not a curated record. The transcript has a single exon.